UUUCCUUAGAAACCGUGUCCGGAACAGAUGAACACCUAGCGGUUUGACGGACUGUGCCGGGUCUGGGCCGUUUGUUCCCAACUCAUAAGGCCUUGCAGCCCAGUUGACCCGAUGUUUCAUGGAACAAUAACAGAAGAGCUAACCAGUCAUGAAGAAUGGAGUCACUAUAAUGAGAACAUGAUAGAAGAUCAAAAAGAUUUUGUUUUUGUGAAGUUCAGUGGCCUGCAUUUAAAAUCCAUGGAAGAUUUGCAAUCCUAUAUCUCUCUCAGAGUAUGCAUCUUCUCAAACAAUUUUAUUACAGAUAUUCGUCCACUUCAAAGUUGUAUAAAAUUAGUCAAACUUGAUCUCCAUGGAAAUCAGGGAUCAACCUAUGAUGAUGAAAUUAAUAAUAUCAAGCAUAUUAUCUCAAAAAUUAAUGAAAUUCUGGCUCAUAAUUCUCCAGUUUUGAUUGUUCAAAGAUGGAUACGUGGUUUUUUAGUUCGGAAAAACACAAGAGGAAAACUUUUCUUGCAAGAAUCUCUCAGCAUUGUAAUUGGGGAGAUAAGCCCCUUGUUGCUGUGCAAAAAACACGAGGAGAAACUUAUUGGUGAAUGUGAAACAAAAUGGUUUUACAUACACAAAGGAUAUGAAGACAGGCUCUUUAAGAAUCUCUUUUUACAACCUGAAACUAAUAUAAUGGGAAAGCUUACACAUUGGAAACAUAUUAUACAUUCUCCUGUUUAUUUAAAAAAUUCUAGAGAACAGAGUAAACAUGUUUCUUCUAUUAUAUAUGAAUUGAAAACAAAAGAAAUUGGUAUAAAAUCAAAAAAAUCAAGACAUCUCACUCAAAGAGGUCAGAAGGAGUCUGAAGAUGAAAGUGAGAAUGAAGAAUUGGAUGCCAGUUUUAGGAUAUCAGUGUUCAAACUACCCAUACAUACUUCAGAUUCACUGAAGUAUGCAGCAUUAUUGAAAGAAAACUAUUAUUUUCCUACAUAUGUCCAGCCGUUUCCUACUACUCAUCAAAAACCAGCAAUUAAUAAAAAAGACAUGCUGUUGAAGAGUAAUGCAAGAAAAGAGUUUUUUACAGCACACAGAACUGGUAUAAAACUCCAAACACUUCGGGAUAUUGAUAAAUAUUACUCAGAGCAAAAGAAGCAGGAAAGCCAUAAGAAAAGAAUAGCAGCUAUCACCAUUGCACAAAGUGCCCAAGAAAGAGUUCGCUCAACUGUUCAAGAAAACCUAAAUAAGAAAAAAAAUGCUGCACAAAAACUAAUUGCAAAAGAUAACGAGACAAUUCAGAAUGGUUUACUACAACUUUGGCAGGACAGAUUCAAUUACCUCAAGAAAGUUAGAGAGAGAAGAGCUAUGUUUCUAGCAGAAAAAAAACAAAAGGCUGAAGACCGUUUAUUAAUUCAAAACAUAAGUAAUGAGCGCACUUUUUUAUCCAAAGGAAUUAUUAAAAUGGACAGAUUGAGGAAGAAUCAAGCUGUCUUACAAGAAAAAUGUCUGAUUGUUCAGCAAAGACUAGAGAUGGAAAAAUAUCAAAAGAAUUUAUUAAAACAAAUGAAGGAAAUCAAGGCUCAAGAAACAUACAAAAAACACUGUAAAGAAAAAUUUGUUUUUGAUAUGAUUGCCUUUCAAAAAGCUUGUGAAAGAUUUGAAGAUGCUCAAACAAAAGCUGCAAUUAUGAAAACGAAUUUCAUCUUUCAAGUUCCCAGAGGAGUGACAAAAUGAACCAAUGCCAGGUUACAUCUGUGGUCCUUUUGAAUUAUGGCUAAUAUGUUUAGUUGAAGGACUUUGAAAUAAUGCUAUGAAAGAAGAAAUACUCUAUGUAACAAGAUGGAUUUGUAUAUAAAUCUUCUAAAAUAUAAACAAUAAUUAAACUGUUUCUCUUGUUGAUCAUAAUUUAAUUUGAAUCAAGUUAACAUGACACCCCCAAAAGGUUCCUUAUAUUUCCAGAUGUCCAAGGAACAUUUAAAACUUAUUUAAUUUAUUGCAGGAAAUAAUGCAAAGGCAUUAAUUGUAUUGCUUCAUAUUCCAAGGAUAGUUACCCUAAAGCUAUUUUCAGUUUCUCUGGCAAUCUUAGCAUAGUAAUUUCUGCCCCAGCUGUUGACUUUUAUUAAGACACUGUGUACCUUGAUUAGUUUCAUUACGUACUUUCAUAUAU
This is a messenger RNA of Lontra canadensis (Northern American river otter), 2146 nucleotides long. RefSeq names its product leucine rich repeats and IQ motif containing 3 (gene LRRIQ3). The coding region runs from base 112 to 1713 and encodes 533 amino acids. The transcript is spliced from 8 exons. NCBI's taxonomy places the organism in Eukaryota, Metazoa, Chordata, Mammalia, Carnivora, Mustelidae. The record is from RefSeq and is a predicted model, not a curated record. Gene Ontology annotation, molecular function: protein binding.